This is a messenger RNA of Eublepharis macularius, 3684 nucleotides long. RefSeq names its product BCAS3 microtubule associated cell migration factor (gene BCAS3). Gene Ontology annotation, biological process: response to starvation; autophagy. The transcript has 25 exons. Gene Ontology annotation, molecular function: protein binding. NCBI's taxonomy places the organism in Eukaryota, Metazoa, Chordata, Lepidosauria, Squamata, Eublepharidae. The record is from RefSeq and is a predicted model, not a curated record. Bases 78 to 2852 code for a protein of 924 amino acids. Gene Ontology annotation, cellular component: cytoplasm.
GCCGGCGAGAGGGUCCCAAACACUGUCAGUGAGGAGAAAAAAGCGAAGACGCAGCGGCAGGAAUCUACAGGUUAGCAAUGGCUGCUGAAUCUCCUCGCCGCCCGAGCCGAUGUACUGGAGGAGUGGUGGUUCGUCCACAGGCUGUCACGGAGCAGUCCUACAUGGAAAGCGUCGUGACAUUUCUGCAAGAUGUUGUUCCACAGGCAUACAGUGGCACACCCCCAACAGAGGAAAAAGAGAAGAUUGUGUGGAUCAGAUUUGAAAACGCAGACUUGAAUGAUAUGUCAAGAAACAUGGAGUUGCAUGAGAUACACAGCACUGGGAAUGAGCCACCUUUGCUGCUAAUGAUUGGCUACAGUGACGGGAUGCAGAUAUGGAGUAUACCUAUCAGUGGCGAGGCUCAAGAACUCUACUCCGUCCGACACGGUCCUGUCCGAGCUGCUCGAAUCUUGCCAUCGCCACAGAUUAGUCCUCAGAAGUAUGACAGCUUUGCUGAGAAGAGACCUCUCCUUGCCAUGUGUAAAAGCAUUGGAUCUUCUGGUACCAGCCCCCCCUACUGCUGCGUAGACCUCCACUCUUUGCGUACUGGAGAAAUGGUCAAAUCCAUACAGUUCAAAACUCCUAUUUAUGAUCUCCACUGCAACAAAAGGAUCCUUGUUGUCGUCUUGCAGGAAAAAAUUGCUGCCUUUGACAGCUGCACAUUCACCAAAAAGUUCUUUGUUACAAGCUGCUAUCCUUGUCCAGGGCCAAACAUGAAUCCUAUAGCUCUAGGAAGCAGGUGGCUUGCUUAUGCUGAAAACAAGCUGAUCCGGUGCCAUCAGUCCCGUGGUGGGGCCUGUGGAGACAACAUUCAGUCCUACACAGCCACAGUCAUCAGUGCAGCCAAAACAAUAAAAACUGGGCUCACCAUGGUUGGGAAAGUUGUAACACAGCUGACGGGGACUCUUCCAUCAGGAGCAACAGAAGAAGAGAUCUUGGCUCAUAGCAAUACUCGCCGCAGCCCCUUGGUGCCUGGAAUUGUCACUGUUAUUGAUACGGAGACAGUUGGUGAAGGACAGGUGCUCGUGAGUGAGGACUCGGAGAGUGAUGGGAUCGUGGCUCACUUCCCUGCACACGAGAAACCCAUCUGCUGUAUGUCUUUCAACCCUAGCGGCAUGCUUCUGGUCACAACAGACACGCUAGGCCACGAUUUCCAUGUGUUUCAAAUUCUGACCCAUCCCUGGUCGUCUUCCCAAAGUGCCGUCCAUCACUUGUACACGUUACAUCGUGGAGAGACCGAAGCCAAAGUACAAGACAUUUCCUUCAGCCAUGACUGCCGCUGGGUGGUGGUCAGCACUCUCCGGGGCACAUCCCACGUCUUCCCCAUCAACCCGUAUGGAGGGCAGCCCUGUGUCCGCACACACAUGUCGCCGCGGGUGGUGAACCGCAUGAGCCGCUUUCAGAAGAGUGCUGGACUGGAAGAGAUCGAACAGGAGCUGACAUCCAAGCAGGGUGGCCGUUGCAGUCCCGUCCCAGGGCUGUCAAGCAGCCCAUCUGGUUCCCCUCUUCACGGUAAAUUGAACAGUCAAGACACGUACAACAAUUUCACCAACAACAAUCCUGGAAACCCGCGGCUUUCUCCUCUUCCGAGCCUGACUGUGGUGGUACCUCUAGCUCAAAUCAAGCAGCCCAUGACUCUGGGAACCAUCACCAAACGCACGGGACCUUACCUGUUUGGAGCAGGAUGUUUUUCCAUAAAAGCUCCUUGCAAAAGCAAACCAGCACCACAAAUUUCACCCAGCAAAUCUCUGGGCGGAGAGUUCUGCGUUGCUGCGGUCUUUGGGUCCUCGAGAUCUUGGUUUGCAAGCAACCCAAGUCUGAAAAGAGAAAAAGAGCAGUCCAAACAGUUUGUAGUGGAGUCCUUGUAUAUCAUCAGCUGCUAUGGCACUUUGGUGGAGCAUGUCUUGGAACCCCGACCGCUCAGCACUGCCCCAAAGAUCAACGACGACACCCCACUGGAGAUGGUCACUUGUCCAAGGGCCAGUUGGACGUUGGUUAGAACUCCCCUGUGGAAUGAACUGCAGCCGCCCUUCAAUGCCAAUCAUCCACUGCUCCUGGCUGUGGAUGCAGUGCAGUGCUACCAGUAUCUCCUCGUGGGCCUGGUUCCACCAGGAAGUCCGGGCCCCAUCACUCGGCAUGAAUCCUACGACAGCUUAGCGUCUGACCACAGUGGACAGGAAGAUGAAGAGUGGCUUUCUCAGGUUGAAAUUGUGACUCACACCGGACCUCACAGGCGCCUGUGGAUGGGCCCCCAGUUCCAGUUCAAAACAAUUCACCCCUCUGGCCAAACGACAGUCAUUUCAUCCAGUUCUUCGGUGCUCCAGUCUCAUGGCCCCAACGAUACCCCACAGCCUCUCCUGGACUUCGAUACGGAUGAUCUGGAUCUAAACAGUCUCAGGAUCCAACCUGUCCGUUCCGAACCUGUUACCAUGCCAGGAUCAUCCCGCCCAACUUCAGACCGCAGAGGAAUUUCUACAGUAACUGACGCUACCUCAGGUGCCUUCGAUCGAAGCAUGACCCUGCUGGAGGUCUGUGGGAGUUGGCCCGAGAGCUUCGGUCUCCGCCACAUGUCUUCCAUUGAACACACGGAAGAGGGCCUUCGGGAACGGCUGGCCGACGCCAUGUCUGAGUCGCCCAGUAGGGACAUAGUGGGAUCUGGAACAGAGCUACAGCGAGAAGGAAGCAUAGAGACUCUCAGCAACAGCUCGGGUUCCACCAGCGGAAGCAUUCCACGCACCUUUGAUGGCUACCGAUCACCUCUUCCGACUAACGAGAGCCAGCCGUUGAGUCUGUUCCCUACAGGCUUUCCAUAAACAAGUUCCACCAGUCAAGGAGAAAGAAAGAAAUCAUGUUGGCUGACGACCCGAUGCUCCAUAAAAUCUCUCGAUCUGCAUUUCACCCAAAGGUUGGCUCCAACAUUGGAUGGUUCUUGUUACCCUAAUAAACAUGGACAACUAGGCUGCUUAAAUCCCUUCUGGAACUGUGCGAACAAAAUACCAAAUUUGCUGCAGCGUGCAAUAGGAAUAAGGAGCCCUUUCCUCUUUAAUCCUAAUGGCUCUCUUGCUCUCUUUUCCAUCCCUUAAAUAUUGGGAAAAGGCUGUUUUAAGGAAGUGUUUUAAACAAUUUUUGCUCUCUUAACCAUAGCCUGUUUUCCCCCACAGUGAGCAGAGACCUGCUUUUGAAACCUGAGUAUCAUUGCUAAUUUUUUUGUAAUGGUUAGAGCUGCUACUCGCCUUUGGGAAUAUGCAUAAUGUUUCUGGAGAACUGAGCCUAUAAGCAAGGCCUUUGGCAUGUAAGUCUUUUUUUGGAGGGGGGGGGGAAUCCCAAACAUUGACUAGUGACUUUGUGGGGUAAAAAACUUCAAGGAUUAUUUCCAAACUGGACAGUGAUUUGUUUGCAACCUCAUUGAUCAGAAUUCUCCGUCCUCCUUAUUCCCCACAGAUACUUGGUUGUUGCCAAGAGUAUUACAGGCAAGGGCUGUUUCUUUUUCAGCUUUGGGAAGAAUGAUUUUUGAUGGUUCCAUGUAUUUUAGAAAUGUCCUUUAUUUCUAAAGGUGAUCACGAAUCUCUCUCAGAUGUGCAUUUGGAAUUCAUCUCUUUCCCAAAAUGCAUGUAUUCUCAAAUAAAUGUCUAUGGUGAAAUCCUC